UAUUAUCGACAACAAGUAGCGUUUAUGCGAAUGGAACAGUUGGCGCUGAGAAUUAUUCGUUUGCACAUCUUCUGUUGAACACUUGUUAUUAAUCUCGUAUCGUGCGUGCACAGAAGACAUACUGAACAAAAAUUACUGUGCUUAAAAUAGUAUUACGAUAGUAAUAAUACGAUUGAAUAAAGUAAGAAAAUUAUAAUCUUACGUAGAUUAAUUUUCUAAAAGAAAAAGCUAAGAACAAUAUCAAACACAUUAAGAUGAAAUCGCUAUUGAUUAUCCUUCUCCUUGCAAUUUUUGAAACUGUAAUAGGUAAUAUGACAUCUACUAAUAAUGAGGAAUAUAAUACAUAUGUUGUACACAAUAUAACAGAACAUACAAAUAACACUUGGGAACCUAUGUUUAAAAAAAAAUUGUAUUGGAAAGAAGAAACUUGGUAUCACUUGAUACUUAACUAUUUCUUGUGUAUUUUAAUUCUAACACUACUCAUAAUCGGUAUGUUACUUUGUGCAAUCUGCAUCUCCAAUCGCAAUCUGACUGUGUUCCGAAUCAAUCAGUGCUUUUCUUCCUUUUGGGUCUUUGUUGUGGAUUUACGUUUACGCCUGUUCCAUAAUGAGAACCUUAUUCCGGCGCCGGCACCACCGGCACCACCGGCAUCACCGGUACCGGGAACGUCGCACGAAUUGCCUGAACUUUCCUUACCGUCAUGCAGUACUCAUUUCUUCUUUAUAAAAUAGAAUAUUUUUUUGACAAAAUUAAUUUGAUGAUAACUAAAAUCAUCAUUGAGAAUUUAUCACUAAGAAUUAUAAAACUGGUCAGUAUUAUAAUUAUAAUAUAUAAUUUAAUAGAAAUUAUAAUUAAAAUAUAAGUAUAAUAUCCUUAGAGAAAACCUAGUUAAAAUUGAUUAGCUUUAAAUAAUAGAAAGAUUGACGGUGUAUUAUUAGUAGGGAACAAAUAAAAGUUGUUUAUUUUUUACAUUUAACAUCAUGUGUUUAGUCAAAAUUAUUUCUUCUUCGACUUCAAAUUUUUUUUUAAUUUUAAAUUUGAACUAUUGAAAGUCAAAUCUUCGAUUCGAUGAAACAGAUUGAUUAUUGGCUCUAGCGUUCAAAUUUGUAGCUUGGAUUUUAUAUUUCGAAUUAUUUUGGAAUAGUUCGAUAAAGCAAUUUAUUCAAAUAUCUUAUCUAUAAUCUUUCGUUUAUAAUUAUACAUAAGUUUUAAAAUUAUUGAAACAAGUAUCUAGCUAGAGUU
Molecule: messenger RNA, 1242 nt
Organism: Cataglyphis hispanica
Lineage: Eukaryota; Metazoa; Arthropoda; Insecta; Hymenoptera; Formicidae
Exons: 6
Coding region: 255-731 (158 amino acids)
Source: RefSeq, a predicted model, not a curated record